Ricinus communis (castor bean) is the source of this 2096-nucleotide messenger RNA. RefSeq names its product protein PLASTID TRANSCRIPTIONALLY ACTIVE 12, chloroplastic. Gene Ontology annotation, cellular component: chloroplast; nucleus. The coding region runs from base 465 to 1964 and encodes 499 amino acids. NCBI's taxonomy places the organism in Eukaryota, Viridiplantae, Streptophyta, Magnoliopsida, Malpighiales, Euphorbiaceae. Gene Ontology annotation, biological process: positive regulation of red or far-red light signaling pathway; plastid transcription; positive regulation of DNA-templated transcription. The transcript has 10 exons. The record is from RefSeq and is a predicted model, not a curated record.
CACAACAAACUUUUCUCAAAUUCAUUUUUCACCCCUUAUCCAUUUUCAGAAACACUUCUCGCUCUUACUAUCACUCUCACUCUGCCCAGUUCCCACUCCAUUUACCAAAUCAUGUCCCCUACCUUAAACCCUCAUCCUCAAAAUUCAAACCUUUGAUUCCAGGAUAGUGUCUUCGUUAUCUCAAUCCUUUCAUGCUCCUUUUACCUGAAUAGUUGACAUUAAAGGGUUUCAGAUUCCAUAGAAUAACACUAAUACCCACGAACAGGCUAUUUUUCUUCGUAGAUUCUUAUGAGCUGCGUAGCUAGUUAAAUGAUUAAGAUGGCUUCUUUUUCAGGAACUUGGAUUUAUCAAGAUAGAUUUGUUAGUGGAAAGCCUGGUCUAAAUCAUCUGCAGACACCAUUGUUGUAUGCUUCAUCCCUGCUUCAUUUAGUAUUCAGUGCUAUACAUAUAUAAUUUUGUGCACCAUGCAGACACAAUUUGUAGGCUCAUUUUCAGCUGGAAUAUUGCAAGUUAAAUUUGGUUCUAAACCACUUCUAAAGGCUCCAUUGCUCCCUUCUAUAAAGUGCGAGAAGAAGGAUGAUUACAUUGAACAUGUAUCUGUUGAACGUCCUCCAUACCAUAGUUAUAUGGACCCCACAUCUGGGCGACUUGAACCAGCAUCUGGUGCUCGUGCUAGUAUUCCGGGAGAAGAGUACUGGCCAGAAGGCACUGCUGAUCGAGUUAGAGCUGCCAGGGCGCCUGAACCAACAGGCACAUCAACAGGAUCUCCAUCUUAUGGUGAAAGGCCUGGAAGUAGGAGGAAGAUGUAUAGAGCAUCAGCUGUUGCUCCUGAUACUUCUACAUUAAGCAUAGAAACUCAAGAGGAACCUGAAAUUGUUGAUGAGACAACGGAAGAACCUAAAGAUGUCUUAUCUGAUUAUGUAGUUUUUCAGGCAGAAUCUGAGGAAGAGCCACAGGAUGGGUAUGGCAUAGACAAGAAACUAGGACGCCCUCAUCCCUUUAUUGAUCCAAAGGUGAAGAAGCCAAUAGAGGGGACUCUUACAAGUGAAGAAUCAUGGUGGAACUGGAGAAAGCCAGAGAAGGAACAAUGGUCCAGAUGGCAAAGAAGAAAGCCUGAUGUGGAAACGGUUUUUCUCAAAGCUAUGGCUGAAACUGGGCAAGUGAAGCUUUAUGGUGAGACUCCAACAUUGACAGAGUGUGCUCUUUACAGAGCUAGAAAACAUCUUUUCAAAGAAGAAAGGCUUCGAACUGAACAAGAGAGAUUAGAAAGAAUAGGUCCUAUGGCAUAUUACUCGGAAUGGGUAAAAGCAUGGAAGAGAGACACCUCACGUGAAGCUAUUCAGAAGCAUUUUGAAGAAACUGGUGAAGAUGAAAACGCCCAACUGAUUGAGAUGUUCAGCUAUCAAACUGAUCGAGAAUACCGCAUAAUGAUGGGGACAGAUAUUCGUAUCCGCAGAGAUCCUUUAGCAAUGCGAAUGCGAGAGGACCUAAUAAAGCAAAUUUGGGGUGGAGAUCCAGUUUACCCAACAAUCAACUACAUACAAGAUCCCAACGAAGUCAUUGAUUACAGGGGUCCUGAUUUUCAUGAACCUACACCCAAUAUGCUGGCGUUCCUGAAAGAGCAUGGAAAAAUUGUACCCAGGGAGGAUUUCGAAAAAAUUCUGGCAAAAGAGAAGACAGAACAAUUAGAGAUGACUGACAUGGAUGAAGCUAUGUCACAAGCUGUUGACAUCGGUGAAAAUGAUGAUGAAGGAGAGGAUAGUGAUGAUGAAGAAGAAGAAGAAGAAGAAGAAGAGGAGGAGGAAAAAGUAACACGCAAUUGGAGUGUUCUAAAGUCUACUCCCCAGCUUCGCAAAUCAAAGGCAAAACCCAAGAAGGAUGGGGGCAUGUCUCUCGAAGAGGCAAUUGAAGAUUCAGAGAACUUGACUGAUUUUCUUAUGGACUUUGGAGAAGAGGAGCAAUAGCUCAAUUUAUUACUUUAAAAGUUUUAAACAGGGAAGUUUUGUCAAAGCCCUAAAGAAAUCAUUGGCCCAGAAGGGCCAUAUGUAUUAUCAAAGUCGAUCAGAUCAAUGGAAGAUUUAGAGUUGUUUGCCAAA